UAUUAAGCUUCUCAAACUCUCAUGGUGUCAAAAAAAUAGAUAUCUUGCAAAAGAUUCUUGUUUUGAAUUGAUAGAUUUCUGGGUGAUCAUCUAUAAGUAACAAUGGAAAAUCUGAUUAUUUACAUUGAGCUUGAACUCAAGGAGGAAAAAUAUUUUAGGGUGAUUAAUUGUUGUCAAAGAAUAUGUUAUAAUGAGUUGGUAGAAGUAAUAUGUCAACGAUGCAAGAUAACAUGUGAUCCAGGCAACAUUAGUUUGAGUUACAAGCCAAUGAUUUUGGAUAAAACUUGGCAAGAGACACCAUAUGUUCCAUUAGAGGAUGAUUUUGACUUAAAAUCCUAUUUUAUGAUUGUUGAUGAACGAGGUGCUAGACCCACACUGAAAGUGUGUUUACUUGAGGAUGGGAAGAGAAUAGAAAAGACAAGUGCAGUAAGUUGUGAAAGUGGUGAAAUACAGGUUCUUGUGGGAAGUAAUGGGUGUAACGUGAUCCAAGAGCAUUAUAGUCCUAUAUUUGUGGAAGAAGAACAACCAGUUGAUAAUUUUGCUGACCUUCACUUGGAGCAGAAUAUGAUUCAAGAGCAUUAUAGUCCAAUUUUUGUGGAAGAAGAAGAAGAACAACCAAUUGAUAAGUUUGCCGAAUGUCAAUUGGAGCAGAAUGUAACCUCCGCUUAUCAAGUUGUUGGUGAUGAAACAGUGCAUACAGAAGGGGGCUAUCAUAUGGCAGAUGUGGCUUAG
This is a messenger RNA of Lycium ferocissimum, 732 nucleotides long. RefSeq lists its product as uncharacterized. Bases 103 to 732 code for a protein of 209 amino acids. The transcript is spliced from 2 exons. Lineage: Eukaryota; Viridiplantae; Streptophyta; Magnoliopsida; Solanales; Solanaceae. The record is from RefSeq and is a predicted model, not a curated record.